AUGGAAGCUACCGUGCAAGCAUUCAACAACCUUCCGCGCCCUCAGACAACACCGUCGGGGUUAUCGUCUUAUUGGUACUUGGCCGUCAGACAUGUUCCCUUAAACCCGCCUAGCGACCUAGUUCAUUUGGUUCAUCCCGAGAGCACCUUUAUGCAUACUGCAGGGCCAAAAGACAUUCUAUCUUUACCAACGCCAGGCGCCCAGGCAGAUAUUGUCGUGCCUCUCCUUCUCGAAUCGUUCGUCAAGGGACUUGAUAGAGGCCCAAAUGGAGAGGUAUCUGAGGUACCACCUUUCGCGCCUUGGACGUGGGGCACAAAAGACGCCGGUCUCGCCAGAGCCAUCGAGGCGAAGCUCAAGGCCUUGGGUGUGCGGGAAGAUCUUUGCAGUAUGGGUAUUGGAAGCAAGAGAGAUAAUGAUGCAUCUGAUGAAACCUGGUCCGUAUUUCUCAGUAAACUCAAGGAGCUGACAGGACAAGGCGCGGCCGACACUAUGGCAUGUAGCAGUUGUAAGAAGGGUGCUUCAACGUUUUCAACACCACUACUUCGCUGUGCAGGGUGCCUCAAAGCCUCGUAUUGUUCAAAACGAUGCCAAAAAAAUGACUGGAAGGAGCACAAGAAGGUUUGUGUUAAGAGUCCUGAAAGUUCCCCGAGAGACCCUUUCACGUACUACAACACAAUCGCGCAUACAGUGCCAGAAGCGAAAGAUCUCGCCAAGUCCGUGAAUUUGACCCUUCCCACUGGUGCUACGGAAGGCCUAGAGAAACCAAUUCGCCGACUCAUCAUCACUGGCAACGAUACGCCCAAGAAUCUCCAGCUUUUUCUUGGACCAGGCUGGAAAAGCAUUGAAACUUCCAUCUACAAACCAGCUCGUAUCAACGUACUUCUUCAUCCACCACCGGGAUCUCCUAGUUAUGCUAUUUACGGGGGAUUGGAUGCCGGCGCUCCCUCAUUGUCACCACGCCAGCCGAGUCCCGCUGAAAGCGAGGAGAUUAAGACCAUCCGGGAUCUUCAGGCUACUCUUUCAAAACAUUUAGGUUCCCGAAAGGAGGUGACACCGCAGGAUAUGCAGGUUGUACUCUCUAGUUUUGGGGCCAACUGGGAUCGUAUGCUACCAUUUUACGAGAUCGCAGUCAACAGCAUGGAUCAAGGUGUCGUGGUGCCGUAG
Molecule: messenger RNA, 1164 nt
Organism: Venustampulla echinocandica
Lineage: Eukaryota; Fungi; Ascomycota; Leotiomycetes; Helotiales; Pleuroascaceae
Exons: 2
Coding region: 1-1164 (387 amino acids)
Biological process (GO): regulation of transcription by RNA polymerase II
Cellular component (GO): nucleus
Molecular function (GO): DNA-binding transcription factor activity, RNA polymerase II-specific
Source: RefSeq, a predicted model, not a curated record